Gossypium arboreum is the source of this 2994-nucleotide messenger RNA. RefSeq lists its product as uncharacterized. The record is from RefSeq and is a predicted model, not a curated record. NCBI's taxonomy places the organism in Eukaryota, Viridiplantae, Streptophyta, Magnoliopsida, Malvales, Malvaceae. The transcript is spliced from 2 exons. Bases 205 to 2673 code for a protein of 822 amino acids.
UAAGGAUUUUUAGUAUAUAAAAUUGACUAGCUAAUUGAGUUGACCUCUGUUUACUAUAAGCGAUCCUCUACCUCUGCUCUAAAUAUCAAAUGCUCUCCCAGUUCCUGAAUUAUUAUCUUUUUCACUUGUAAUCUUGUUUUCCAUUCAAACUUUGCUCCCAAAGUCAAGCUUUUUCCUUUAUUUAUAUUGCCUGGGGAAGGAGAAAUGGAGGAGUCUAACAAUUAUGGCCACCAACAUUCUCUGCUUCUUAUCUUGAAUCAAGACCAGCUGAUCCACAAUCAAAGUGUUGUAACUGAUUGCUCCAGGUGUGGGGAGAAGGUGUCUGCUCCAUGUUUUUGCUGUGCGGAGCACUGUGGGUUUUAUCUUCACAAGGAACCAUUAACAAAUUAUACACACUUUUCUCCCGACUGUGGAUUUAAUUUACAUGAGAAAUGCGCUGAGCUUCCUUUCAAACAGAAUCUUGUGUGCCAUCCUAAGCAUCCUCUUGUUCUACAAUUUAAUAGCCAACGGCUCUCUUGCAAGAUAUGUCGAGUAACAAGGCGAAGUAUGGAAAGUGGAUUUGUUUAUGGUUGUUCUCCUUGUAAGUUUGUUGUUCACAUUGAAUGUGCAUCACAAUCAGCAUUACAAGUUAUUAAGAGUACAAAUCAUGAACAUCCAUUCACCUUGUUUAAUGGGCACCAACAUCCCCUGCUUCUUAUGUUGAAUCAAGAGCAGCUGAUCGACAAUCAAAGCGGUGUAACUGAUUGCUCGAGGUGUGGGGAGAAGGUGUCUGCUCCAUCUUUUUACUGUGCAGAGUACUGUGGGUUUUAUCUUCACAAGGUAUGUGCCGAGGCACCUGUGGAGCUUAAUCACCCUUUUCAUCCCAACCAUCCUCUUCUUCUUAUGCAAAAGUCACCUCAUUUAUCUGGAGCGUACUUUUGCACUUUCUGCCAUGAAUUUGGUGACAAGUUUGUUUAUCACUGCUCUAUUUGUGAAUUGGACUUUCAUAUUAAAUGUGCUUUGUUUACACUUAAUAUUGCUGAGAAUAAUUUGAAAGAGCUUGAGCAUGUUGCCCUUCAUGAUCCAUUGAUUUCCUCUGAAAAUGGUGAUAAAAAACUCAAAGAUGUUAGUAAGUGCUUUGGAUGUUGGGAACCAUUAGCAAUGUAUACACACUUUUCUCUUGAUUGUGGAUUUAAUUUACAUGAGAAAUGCGCUAAGCUUCCUUUCAAACUCAAUCAUGUUUACCAUCGCAAGCAUCCUCUUGUUCUACAAUUUAAUAGCAAACGUCUCUCUUGCAAGAUAUGCCAAGAAACAAGGCGAAGAGGAUUUGUUUAUGGCUGUUCCCCUUGUAAGUUUGUUGCUCACACUGAAUGUGCAUCACAGUCAUCAUUACAAGUUAUUAAGAAUACAAAUCAUGAACAUCCGUUCACCUUGUUUUUGAGACAAGUUCCAUUCACUUGUGAUGCGUGUGGCACUGAAGGAAAUCAUGUUUCCUAUACAUGUGGUACAUGCAACAUUAUAAUCCAUAAAAAUUGCAUUUCUUUGCCUCGCAUUAUCAAAAGUAAGUGGCAUGACCAUCCCCUUGUUCACACAUAUUUCCAUCACAUAGAAGAUUUUAGGGUUUUGGAUUGCCUAAUAUGCCAUGAUGAAGUCAAUACAGAGCAUGGUAGUUACUAUUGUUCAAAGUGUGAUGUUAUAUUCCAUGUGAAGUGUGCAAUGAAGGAUAAAGAUUCAUAUGAAAUAGUGGAAAAUGAAGAUGAGAUGCCCAAUGAAAGUUCCAUCAGUGUUAUUGAGAGAAACGAUGCUGGAGAAGCUACAAAAAUAAAGCAUUUCAAGCAUAUGCAUAAUCUAAUGUUAGGUCCCUUUGUUGGAGGAUAUGAAAAUAGUUGCAACGGGUGUAUGUUGCCAAUCUCGGAUCCAUUUUAUUACUGUUCAGAAUGUAUUUUUUUCCUUCAUAAAGCGUGUGCCGAGUUAACUAAGAUGAAGAAUGUUUGGCAUCAUCAUUGCCAAGAGCCUCUCGCCCUUACUUCUGAUAAAGCUUUUGAGUGUCAAGAAUGUUGGCACAUAUCUAAUGCCUUUGCUUAUGAAUGUUGUGGAUGUGAGGAAAAUAAAUGUCUCCGAUGUGUGAUUGCGCUUACUCCUGGUGCUCGAACAUGUUUGAAACAUGUUCACCCCCUCUUUUUCUACAGAGACUACGAAGGUCAGUGCAAUGCUUGUGGUGAUACAACAAGGGGAUAUGGGGCAUUUUGUUGUAAGGAUUGCAAUUUUGUGCUAGAUCUUGGAUGUUUUUCACUUCCAAUUACAGCUCGCCACAAAUGCGAUAAGCAUCUUCUUUCACUCACUGAUAAUGAUGAUAAUAGUUAUUCAGAGAGUCAUCAUUGUGAUAUCUGCGAAGAAAGUCGAGAUGCAAAUCGUUGGUUUUAUCAUUGUGCAACAUGUGAUACUUCUGCUCAUGUUGGUUGUGUUCUUGGAAGCUAUCCAUUCCUCAAACUCGGUAGCAUCUAUGAAGAAACAAACCAUCCACAUCCACUCACCAUUGUGAAUAAGAAGUAUUACUACCCUAAUUGUGAUAAAUGCGGUAAGCCUUGUGAAGGUGUGGCUCUUGAAUGCUCAAAGUUAGAGUGCAAGUAUAUUGUCCAUUGGGAUUGUGUAACACCCUAUUUUCUACGGCAUUGGUGGAAGUGGGGCAUGUAGCAAUUCAGAUGUAAUCAUAUUUGAAACAUGUCACUUCAUUUGCCGGAAAACUCAAGACUGGAAAACAGGGUUUGAUCUUUGCCUUAUUACUUGUGCUGUUAGUUGUUGUUGUCAUUAUAAUUUGGUUUUUCCGACUUUAUAAGUUUUAAAUAAAUGUCAUGUAAUAAUCUAAUUAAAGCUGAAACUUGUAUAGUUUACAUUUGUAUUUGAUUGUUGAUUUUAUAAUUUCUUAUAAUUUGGAAGUGUGAUUUUACUUACAUGUGAUUGAUGCUUCUCUUAAUAGCUCUUUGUUUGUUUAUAUAAAUUUACUUGAAAGUACAA